AUUUGCGCGGACUGAAUUUCAAUAUUUAUUUCCCAAAUUUCUAGUAGAAUCUAACGAAAUACUUAUAAUUCUUUUUUCUGAUUUCUUAAAUCACUCUACUAAGACGCUCAACAUAGAUUUUUCAAAUCAGUUUUCAAAGUCAAAUAGGUACGUGUGCAAAAUUUCGUUCAAAUAAAGAACGGCCGAUAUUCGACGAUAAGUCAUUUGGCAUGGAAACAAAAUAUUAAAACUUCGAUAUUUUUUGCGGAAUUGUUCACUAGUUUUUAGUUUUAAAAGAUAAUUUUUCUGUGUCGCUUUUUGCCCCACGAAAAAUAAAUAAAAGAAAAAAUCCCUUUUUAUGUCAAUGAUUAGGAGGCUCGCUUUUGAUUGAGAUAUAUUCAAUAUAUUCUUCGGAUUUGUCCAUAAAAGGUAUAAAAAAGAUAUUUCCGUUUGAUGUUCUAUGCAUAAAUUACUGAAUAAAUCACAGUCCUACGUUGUCGAACUUAUACAUACAAUCUUUUUUUUUUUCAUCGUUUAACUUCGAUUGCAUUAUGUGAAAUGUUAUAUAUUUUUAUUUUCAUUAAAAUUUUAUGCUACUAAACAAUUGAAAUUCAUUGAAAUUUUAUGCCACUAAACAAGAAAGAUCGAAACGAAGGGGGAUGUUUCAGCUGUGGCGCAAUUAAUUAAUGUUCCGUGCCAAGUAAAAAAGGUCAUGUUCCUAUACAGAAACACCUGAUACUACCAUAGGCUUUUCGUGUAGCAGCAUACAAUAAUGUAUUCUAUUUGUCUACGUUUGUAUCGUAGUUUACUUUUGCACCAUUAAGACGUAGGUAACCUAUAGUAACAGGACCUGCUAGCAACCGUGUUUGUUAAGUGUAUCUAAUUGUGCUUCGAUCGAUAAGUGCUGUAUUUUUGACUUUUGCGUUCUCACCCAAUAAAGCAUAGAUUCAGCAAAGUAAUUCAAAAUAAAUUCUAAAUUCCAACGAAGAGAAAUGGCCCAACUCAACUGCCCUCCCUGUACUCCUUGUGCGAAUGUAUGUAUAGAACAUCAGCCAACUCAAACGUGCUCAUCGCUGAAAAGCAAAAAAAGAAAAAACCGUCAAUAUUUAUACACAUUCGAAGAAAGAAAAGUUCGUGCUAAUCCUGUUCGUUGGGGACAUGAAACAUCUUACGAAAAUCCAUUCCAUGUACAAGAGGAUUUGCAACCAAGUGAAACGGAAUUGCAAACUAGCCCAGUCGGGCUUUCAGCCAGUGAACCACCUUGCUAUUUACCACAGCAAAAUGGUAACUCAGACGUUCAUCCUUUAUCUAGGCCAAUGGGUCCCAUAGGUCCAUGGGCAACUGGCCGCAUAGAUUGGGGUUCCUUAUCUGGUCAAACUGGAACGCGUCCAGUGGUAGACCGUUAUUCCAUUACUCGAUACAGUGUUGACGAGUGGCGCCAACGGAAUGCUGAUACUAUACACGCAUGCGCAAACACAGUCAGUAAAAGCGAAAAAAUCGAGCAUGAUAGCAAACACAUCAUUGUCCGAACACACGCUAUCACCGAUAAAACUCAAUCCGCUUGCACAGAACAAUUGCACACCCGGGCCAGAACCAUUGAUGACAUGAAAAGCGAAUUGGAACGGGCAAUCAAGUCAAUGCAGGAUGAAAUCAGCACACUGGAAGAACAACGGCGCAGACUCAAACAGUCGCUCGGGGUUCUUCGUACACCGGAAGCAAUCGCAACUGAAUGCUUGGAGCGUAGAACUGGCAGACCUGAUACUGAGCUAAUUCGAGAUCGUCCUGAGGAAGAACUGAUUUGCGAAAUAGCUCUUAUAGCAGAAAUUCGAGCAAUGCUACUCAAAACAUUGUCAGAAAUUGAAGCUCAACAAGUGCAAAAUCGAGCCGCUCGACAGCGAAUGGAGUUUGAUUGGAGCGAUAAGAAGUUGGCUCAUGAGAAUGAUGCUAUAAAUUGCAACCUAACGAACAAAUCGUCUAUCACCAUGUUUCGCCCCGGAGCUACUCGAUGUCCUAAUGAACAGUCUACAGAAAUUUACUGGCAAAAGUUCAGUAAAGAAACUUUAGAGAUGUGCACUAGUUGCCGAAAGCAGUCUGAACAACUGCGUGCUACUUUGGAUGUUAUUCUAAUGAAUGCUGCUCGCGAUCUUCGUACACAAGCCGACAGUGUGGAGCGAGCAUUAGCUAACAGAAUAUCUUGCAUGGAAGAAAUUCGACAAAAAUUGGAGAUUGAUUUAAGAACGACAUUGCAACACCUCGCAGAUACAGAAAUUCAAAUAGAAAAACUAAAAGUUGCUAUAGCCAACAUGGAUCAUGCAAUGAAAGUUGUGCAAACACGUCUUGACAACCGCAAUCAACGCCCCAGAGUAGAGAACUGUCGUGACCAAUCACAAAUUUUGUUGAUAGCAGAGGUCAAAUCGAUUGAGGAUGGGCUUUCUGCUAUGAAUACACAACUCAGACAAGAGGAAGAUGUGAAGAACGAACUUAUGACUCGUCGCAGCGACUUAGAAAAGGAGAUUAUGAUGAAACGACGUACGAUUGCUAUAGAUCGAGAUCGUUGUCAACGUUUACGGGCUCAUUUUCCUUCAUCUACUUCUUUGAGCGGAUAUUGAAAUUUUAAAUGUGUUUAUUGUAGCAGUCCAUUAUUUACAAGUCUUGGAAUAUUGAUAAUCUUGUCAAAGCUCAAUUAUGCCAUUUCCUAAAAAAUAAAUCGGUCGACAUGA
Messenger RNA from Wyeomyia smithii (pitcher-plant mosquito), 2699 nucleotides. Its product is annotated as tektin-4. Bases 972 to 2588 code for a protein of 538 amino acids. Gene Ontology annotation, cellular component: microtubule cytoskeleton; nucleus. Gene Ontology annotation, biological process: cilium movement involved in cell motility; cilium assembly. NCBI's taxonomy places the organism in Eukaryota, Metazoa, Arthropoda, Insecta, Diptera, Culicidae. The transcript is spliced from 6 exons. The record is from RefSeq and is a predicted model, not a curated record.